Messenger RNA from Rangifer tarandus platyrhynchus (Svalbard reindeer), 873 nucleotides. The record is from the annotation of a GenBank genome assembly. NCBI's taxonomy places the organism in Eukaryota, Metazoa, Chordata, Mammalia, Artiodactyla, Cervidae.
AUGGUUGUGCUGCAUGUGAAGCGAGGCGACGAGAGCCAGUUCCUGCUGCAGGCGCCGGGGAGCUCGGAGCUGGAGGAGCUCACGGUGCAGGUAGCCCGGGUCUACAACGCGCGGCUCAAGGCGCAGCGCCUCUGCUCAGAAAUGGAAGAAUUAGCAGAACAUGGCGUAUUUCUGCCUCCUAAUAUGCAAGGACUGACUGAUGAACAGAUCGAAGAAUUGAAAUUAAAGGAUGAAUGGGGUGAAAAGUGUAUCCCUAGUGGAGGCUCAGUAUUUAAAAAAGAUGAUGUUGGACGGCGGAAUGGACAAGCUCCAAAUGAAAAAAUGAAGCAAGUUAUAAAGAAGACUAUAGAAGAAGCCAAAGCAAUAAUAUCUAAGAAACAAGUGGAAGCCAAUGUCUGCGUGACCAUGGAGAUGGUGAAUGACGCCUUGGACCAGCUUCGAGGUGCCGUGAUGAUAGUUUAUCCCAUGGGGUUGCCACCGUACGAUCCCAUCCGGAUGGAAUUUGAAAAUAAAGAAGAUUUGUCGGGGACUCAGGCAGGGCUCAACGUCAUCAAAGAAUCAGAGGCACAGCUGUGGUGGGCAGCCAAGGAGCUGCGACGUACAAAGCAGCUUUCGGACUACGUGGGGAAGAAUGAGAAAACCAAAAUCAUCGUCAAGAUCCAGCAGAGGGGCCAGGGGGCUCCAGCUCGAGAGCCCAUCAUCAGCAGCGAGGAGCAGAAACAGCUGAUGCUGUACUACCACAGAAGACAGGAGGAGCUCAAGAAACUGGAAGAAAAUGAUGACGACUCCUGUUUAAAUUCUCCGUGGGCAGAUAACACUGCUUUGAAAAGACAUUUUCAUGGAGUAAAAGACAUAAAGUGGAGACCCAGAUGA